UGUCUCCUCUAUCUAUGAACUAUGGAAAACAUAAGUGAGCUGGUCGCUUUUGACAUGGGAGGGCUAAGAAACAACCUUCCCAGAAAGAGAGGAUUGUCAAGGUACUACUCGGGGAAAGCAAGAUCAUAUGCUUGCAUCUCAGAUGUCAAAUGCCUAGAAGAUCUAAAGAAACCAACCCAUCCUCUUGAUGAUGAUGAUGAUGAUGAUGAUGAAGAUGAUGCCUACAAGAAGAGGAAGAAGAAGAAUAGGCAAUCAUCUUCAUCUUCAUUUUCUGCAGCAGUUAACAGCAAUGUUAAUUAUCAAAACUACCCGUGUCGUAGAGUCUCUAGUAGCACACACUGUUCCACACCUUGUGUUGGUGCUUAGCUUUUUUUUCUUUCUUAAACCAGUUUCUUAAUUUACCACACCUUCAUCAGUCGCCCUUGGUUUUUUCCCCAACCUAACACUCAAACA
Brassica oleracea var. oleracea is the source of this 453-nucleotide messenger RNA. RefSeq lists its product as uncharacterized. The transcript is spliced from 2 exons. NCBI's taxonomy places the organism in Eukaryota, Viridiplantae, Streptophyta, Magnoliopsida, Brassicales, Brassicaceae. The record is from RefSeq and is a predicted model, not a curated record. The coding region runs from base 22 to 366 and encodes 114 amino acids.